This is a messenger RNA of Lolium rigidum, 682 nucleotides long. Its product is annotated as translocator protein homolog. The record is from RefSeq and is a predicted model, not a curated record. The transcript has a single exon. Gene Ontology annotation, cellular component: membrane. Bases 1 to 594 code for a protein of 197 amino acids. Lineage: Eukaryota; Viridiplantae; Streptophyta; Magnoliopsida; Poales; Poaceae.
AUGGAGGCCACCGCCACCGCCCCCGUCCAGGAUACAGGCCUCACCCACCGCGCCUAUAGGCCGGUCGACGACACGCCGGCGCGGAUGCCCGUUCCCGGCGGCGCGACCAGCCGGGACCCGAAGAGGAAGCUGGGCCGCGCCAAGCGUGGCCUCCGCUCGCUCGUCGUCGCCGUGACGUUCUCGGCCGCGCUCACCGCGGUCGCCUUCUACGUGUCCGGCCCGGGCUCGUCGACGGACGACACCAGGGCGCCGUCCGCGGCCAUGGUGGCGAUCGCGCGCGCCGGGUCGGUGGCCGCGGAGGCCGUGAUGGCGCUGGCGGCGUGGAUGGUGUGGGCCGAGGGCGGCCUCCACGGGAUGCCCGGCGCGACGCUGGCGCCGUUCGCGGCGCAGCUCCUGGCGGCCGCGGCGUGGCCGGCCCUGGCGCUGAGGCUCGGGGCCGGGUGGGCCGGGAUGGCGUGCUGCGCAGCCAUGGCCGCAGGCGCCGCCGCGUGCGUCCGCGGGUUCGGCCGUGUGAACCCUGUCGCCGGAGAUCUCGCCAUGCCCUGCGCGGUCUGGGCCGUGCUCCUCGCCGUCAUGAACUACAAGAUGAUGUAGAGAGACGGAGGGAGACAGAGAUGAUGAUGCUUCUAUGAGUGUUGUGUUGUGGCGUGAUGGAACCUGAAGUGGUGUGUGGGUUUCGGCG